Molecule: messenger RNA, 1040 nt
Organism: Ceraceosorus guamensis
Lineage: Eukaryota; Fungi; Basidiomycota; Exobasidiomycetes; Ceraceosorales; Ceraceosoraceae
Product: cytidine deaminase
Exons: 4
Coding region: 269-853 (194 amino acids)
Cellular component (GO): cytosol
Molecular function (GO): cytidine deaminase activity; zinc ion binding
Source: RefSeq, a predicted model, not a curated record
CGCUAGAAUCGCUAAAUCGUAUCGGGGCACGGACCUCGUCGAAGGUCCUGCAUGCGUGCGGGGUCUUGACACACACUCUCGCUUGAUGCACCAGUGUGUAAGGUUGCUGACCAUGCCAGCCAGGACGUCGACCCGGCCGUUGCAAGAGUGUGAUGCAACAUGCAAUUCUUGCAGCACCUCUUCAUUCUCGUCCUCACCACCACCACACCCACGUACCUCUGCGAAACGCACCCUAAUCCCGCUCAUCGAACUCACUGCUUCGAGCAUCAUGUCCGCUUCAUCCACCAACUCUGCACCCGUCGCUAUCCCCAUCUCUUCAGCAGCACUGGACCAGUUGCUGGUAGCAGCAGUCGCUGCACGCAAAAAGGCCUACAGUCCUUACUCGAAGUUCCGCGUUGGCGCAGCGUUGCUUCUGCAGGACGGCAGCAUUGUAGAGGGAGCCAACGUGGAGAAUGCCAGCUACGGUGCUGGAAUUUGUGCCGAGAGGACGGCGCUCAGCACUUGGCGAGUGGCCUCUCGCGAGCCCAGUCCAGUAGUGGCCAUAGCCGUAUCAUCCGACUUGCACACUCCCUGCCCACCGUGCGGGAUCUGUCGGCAAUUCAUUCGGGAACACUGCUCGGAACAAGUGCCCAUCUACAUGCCCUUUGCGCCUCCCAAAAAGCAGAUCGAAAAGACGGUAGAGGGAGUUGCGGAGGCGGAGAAGAGGUCGGGUGAAGAGGCCCACCAGGAACCUGGAAGAGAGUGGACGCCUGCACUGGGCCAUGGGGAGGAUACGGUCAAGGUGAUGACCCUGGAACAGCUCUUGCCCCUCAGCUUUGGUCCAGAGAGCCUUCAGAGACCAGCUGUGGUUUAGAUCAUCGCUCUUAUCCCUCAUUCAUAUCAUAAUUGCCCACGCCUCGCACGUCAUUCAUUCGCCCAUUCAGCACGCGAGGCGCGUGACUGUCGCCCUCAAUGCCCGCCUGUGUGCUAAACGUGUGCUUCAAAUGAUGCUUGAUAUCGAUCAGGUAAUGAUACAAACGGCGGCAGUGGUGAGGAUUUUU